Messenger RNA from Bacillus rossius redtenbacheri, 1396 nucleotides. RefSeq names its product dihydropteridine reductase (gene Dhpr). Gene Ontology annotation, molecular function: NADH binding; NADPH binding; 6,7-dihydropteridine reductase activity. The transcript has 6 exons. The record is from RefSeq and is a predicted model, not a curated record. The coding region runs from base 11 to 784 and encodes 257 amino acids. Gene Ontology annotation, cellular component: cytoplasm. Gene Ontology annotation, biological process: tetrahydrobiopterin biosynthetic process; L-phenylalanine catabolic process. Lineage: Eukaryota; Metazoa; Arthropoda; Insecta; Phasmatodea; Bacillidae.
CUAGGCCAUUAUGACGUCACAAACUUUUCUUCCCAUAAUUCCUCAAGCAACCAGAAUCGACUCUUGUAAAAUGGCAGCCGUACUGGGUCGCGUGUUUGUGUACGGAGGAAAAGGAGCUUUGGGUGCUGCCUGUGUUUCGCAUUUCAAAGCAAAAAACUGGUGGGUUGGUUCAAUCGACAUCAAAUCCAAUGACCUGGCAGAUGCAAACAUCCUCGUAAAGAAUGAAGAUACAUGGCUAGAACAGGAAAAGAGUGUGUUGACCGAGGUUGGCAAGGCCCUGGAUGGACACAAAGCGGAUGCCGUUAUCUGUGUGGCCGGUGGCUGGGCCGGUGGAAAUGCUGCUUCAGAAGAAUUUGUGAAAAAUUGUGACUUGAUGUGGCGUCAAACUGUAUGGAGCUCCACUAUUGCAGCAGCUAUUGCAGCAAAGUAUCUGAAAGAAGGUGGACUAGUAUCUCUUCCUGGAGCUAAUGCAGCAGCAGGCCCCACACCAGGUAUGAUUGGGUACGGCAUUGCAAAGGCUGCAGUUCACCAGCUCACAAAGUCCCUGGCCGGGGAGAACAGUGGCCUUCCAGCCAACUGUUUGGCCGUUGCGAUUCUGCCCAUCACCCUCGACACACCCAUGAACCGCAAGUGGAUGCCCAAAGCAGACGUUUCUACGUGGACCCCACUAGAAUUUAUUGCUGAUUUGUUCCUUAAGUGGACACGUGGCGAAGAUCGUCCCAAGAAUGGGAGCUUGGUGAGCCUCGUCACCAAGAAUGGCCAGACUGAAUUGGUUUUGGUGUAGGAUGUCCUUACACAGUAUAACACUUAAAAGGGGCCAACAAAUAAUGAUUUUCGUGAUGUGAUAGCUCUAUAUGGUGUUACUUUAUGGUGUUAGCCACGUGCUUCCCUGUGUUUAUUUUUGAAUCUCAUGUUGAGAAGAGGCAGUGAAACUUAUGCUGCUUUAUUAAAUUUUUAUAUUAUCAAUUUAAUUUUGCUUCGUCAUCUCCCAUUUGGAAGUUGGCUUGCAUUGUUAAAUAUGGGAAUGCUGUGUAAUAUGUUAUGUAUUGUAAAUGACAAUUAGUUCUUUUUUAAUUUGUCUUGUUUGCACAUCAUACACAUAAUUGUUUAAAAGAAAUGUGCUUAAUGAUCUGUGAAGACGGUUAUGGCAUUCCUUUGUGAACUAUGCAUUUGUUCCUAUUUAUAUAUCUAUAUAUAUUUAUCUUGCUACCAAUUUUACUUUUGUAAGCUUAUUGUUUGGGAAUGCAGAUUUAAUCUCGGAUAAUUUAAUUUUUAUAAUUUUAUAUUUCAAAUUUUGCAAAAGAUAUUUUAUAAUGGACAUUUGUAUUUUUGAAUUUGUGAUAUGUCUACAUGUUAUGAUUCUAAAGUUUCACGUAAAUAUAUAUUUUUGAGCAUC